ACGAAGAACAAUAUAGGAAGAUAAUUAGAGAGGAGGAACUAGAAAAGAAAAGGGGAAGAAUUAAUGGUUAUUUCCUUGGACCUAACGCAUCUAGUUUUUGGCUUAGGUUCGGAUAUACAGGUUCGGUGGUAGACUUUUAAGCCAAAGAUAAUCACCUCCAACACCCCAUCCAUCAACCACCCACCCACUUCAAGCAAAUACCCCACCUCCUUUCCCCAUCUAUCUUUUCUGUAAGAAAAGGCUCUCUUUUCCUUCUUCAAGAUUGCCUUUAGAUGAUCAUUAAUGACCAAGAAAGCACCACUGUGAGAGAAAUCAAACCCAACAUCAGAAGAAUCAUGGUAGGAGGUGGUAGUGCAGAUUAUGCUGAUGAUCAUAAAGAAGAUAUCAAGUGGCCACCAUGGCUGCAUCCACUUCUUGAAACAAGCUUCUUUGUUCAAUGCAAGCUUCAUGCUGAUGCUCACAAGAGUGAAUGCAAUAUGUAUUGCUUGGAUUGCAUGAACGGUGCCCUUUGUUCUGUUUGUCUCUCACACCACAAAGACCAUAGAGCUAUUCAGAUAAGGAGGUCAUCUUACCAUGAUGUGAUUAGGGUGUCUGAAAUUCAGAAAUACUUGGACAUAACAGAGGUCCAGACCUACAUCAUCAACAGUGCAAAGAUUGUGUUCUUGAAUGAGAGGCCUCAGCCUAGACCUGGUAAAGGUGUUACCAAAACUUGCCAUGUCUGUGAGCGCAGCCUCCUUGAUUCAUUCAGUUUCUGCUCUCUUGCUUGCAAGAUUGUUGGGACAUCAGAGAAUUUCAGGAAGAAGAAAAGGUACAAGGAGAUGGAUGGUCCAGACACUGAAAAAUCAAUGGCUGGCACUAGCAACGAAAGUGCUAAAAGCAAAGCACAAAGCUUUACACCCUCAACCCCACCGCCAACUGCGGUGAAUUAUAGGACUACCAAGAGAAGAAAGGGAGUUCCACAGAGAUCUCCAAUGGGACGAUUCAUCAUAGAAUACUAGUGAAGACAACAACAAAAUAUAUGUCAAUAUGUAUAGUAGUGAUCAAAAAUCAUAACUCUCUCUUUAUGUCACAAAGUUGUAAACAUCUGAGCCUUUGUGCCAAGAGGCCGGUGUUGUGCACUCAUUGUAGUUUGUGUUUAUACAGAUCAAAAGAAAUAAGUGAUCUAGAGAGAGAUUGGAAUGAACAGGAUGGGCGGAAAGCAAAA
This is a messenger RNA of Populus euphratica (Euphrates poplar), 1204 nucleotides long. RefSeq lists its product as uncharacterized. The transcript is spliced from 4 exons. The coding region runs from base 273 to 998 and encodes 241 amino acids. The record is from RefSeq and is a predicted model, not a curated record. NCBI's taxonomy places the organism in Eukaryota, Viridiplantae, Streptophyta, Magnoliopsida, Malpighiales, Salicaceae.